UUGGUUGUAAAAAGUCGGGUGAGUCAGCCCAAAAAGGGAAAACAUCGACUGGGCUACGCAUAUAAUCAUGCGGCGGCGCACAACCUAAUCCUCCCACGUGUUCCCUAUUUUCACAUCUCAAUUCCCAUUUCAAUUCCAGCUCCAAAUCUCAGAUGAAAAGACAUGGAGUCAUUAGACGACGAUUGUAAUUACUUGGAUUAUCUCGAUUCAAUCCUCAUCGACCAAAACACAUGUCCCGAUCUCUUUUGGUCCAAUCCAAGGGGGAGCGUGGGGAAUGAUUUAUCAUCAUCUGUGUUGGUGUCACAGGAACAAGAAAAUACACGCAAGAGGGCACGUAAUGAUUCAUGCAGGCGGCCGGGAACCAAAGCUUGCCGCGAGAAAUUGCGGCGAGAGAGAUUGAAUGACAGGUUUCUUGAUUUGAGCGGUAUUUUGGAACCUGGGAGACCUGCAAAAACUGAUAAACCGGCUAUACUUGAUGAUGCAAUUAGGGUUUUAAACCAAUUAAAAACUGAGGCCCAGGAGCUGGAAGAAACUAAUGAAAAGUUACAAGAAGAGAUUAAAAGUUUAAAGUCUGAGAAGAAUGAACUUCGUGAAGAGAAACUCGUUCUGAAGACAGACAAAGAAAAGAUUGAACAGCAGUUGAAAGCUAGGGCCCUUUCAACUGCUGGUUAUAUGCCAGCCCACCCAGCGGCGUAUCAUGCUGGGAUGAAUAAGAUGGCUGUAUUUCCUAGUUACGGUUUGAUCCCCAUGUAUCAAUAUUUAACUCCAUCUUCGCGUGAUACAUCUCAUGAUCAUGAACUCAGGCCCCCUGCAGCGUAGCUUUUUUCCUUGGCAGUUGGCAACCUGCCUAAUUCAAGUUAUCUGAAUAAUUUUUAGAUGAUCUUAAUUGUUACCUUCCAAAAAGUUCUGUUGUCCUCCAAGGUGUACAUACUAUUGCUGGUUCAAUUUGCCUGAUUCUUUUAUGUAACUAUUGGCAAAUGAAUGGAAGGGGGUCUCCAUGAUUUCAUUCUAA
Messenger RNA from Pistacia vera, 1012 nucleotides. Its product is annotated as transcription factor bHLH104-like. Gene Ontology annotation, molecular function: DNA-binding transcription factor activity; protein dimerization activity. NCBI's taxonomy places the organism in Eukaryota, Viridiplantae, Streptophyta, Magnoliopsida, Sapindales, Anacardiaceae. Bases 163 to 819 code for a protein of 218 amino acids. Gene Ontology annotation, biological process: regulation of DNA-templated transcription; intracellular iron ion homeostasis. The transcript has 5 exons. The record is from RefSeq and is a predicted model, not a curated record.